CAUGUUUAUAAUAAUGACAAUCAUAUAACAUCUACUAAAAUCCUGUCGGAAAUAACAAAUAUUCCUAGUUUGUCGAGUUGUAGUGCUAUGUGCAGGAAGAGGGCUGAUUCUGUCUCCUUCUUCUACAAUUCUGCCAUUAAGAAAUGUGUAUGUACAGGACAAGUUGAGCAAGGUGACCUUCUACCAUUUGUAGGAUACGUUCAUUUUUCUUCGUCAGACCUCUCGAUCUGGAAAGUGUUUGGGAAAUCCCACUAUCUACAUAUCAAGAAACAAAUAAAAUGGCUAGACGCACAGAUUGAAUGUCGAGAACUUGGGGCAAAAUUAGCAGAAAUAGAGACAUUGGAAGAAAAUAUUUUUCUGAAGAACAUCGCAAGGGAGAAUAGCUAUGGCAACACAUUUAUCGGAGGAACAGAUGCCUUCUCUCAGAACAGAUGGAGAUGGUCAACAACAUUUCAACCAGUUAACUUCAGUGACUGGGCACCUAGCAAGCCUGAUACAUCGGGAGGUGAUGAAUGUAUGGAUUUAUCUGCUAACUUUGACACGUUGUGGGAUGAUAUGGACUGUGAUGCAAAUCACGCUUCUUUCAUGUGUGAGCGGUUAAUUGUUUGA
Molecule: messenger RNA, 609 nt
Organism: Saccostrea cuccullata (small rock oyster)
Lineage: Eukaryota; Metazoa; Mollusca; Bivalvia; Ostreida; Ostreidae
Product: type-2 ice-structuring protein-like
Exons: 4
Coding region: 88-609 (173 amino acids)
Molecular function (GO): signaling receptor activity
Source: RefSeq, a predicted model, not a curated record